This is a messenger RNA of Hippopotamus amphibius kiboko, 2009 nucleotides long. Its product is annotated as 60S ribosomal protein L37-like. Gene Ontology annotation, molecular function: structural constituent of ribosome; RNA binding. The record is from RefSeq and is a predicted model, not a curated record. The transcript has a single exon. Lineage: Eukaryota; Metazoa; Chordata; Mammalia; Artiodactyla; Hippopotamidae. Gene Ontology annotation, biological process: translation. Gene Ontology annotation, cellular component: cytosolic large ribosomal subunit; ribosome. The coding region runs from base 1256 to 1510 and encodes 84 amino acids.
CCAAGGCCUUGGAGGAAGACCACUUGCUGGCCUGAAUCCUCACACCAGAGUCUACAUGGUUCACACCCCAACCUCACCUACCACUCCAUCCUCCACUCCUGCUUUACUCCGCCAUCCACUAGGGCUGUGACACAGCUGUGGGUUGUUUUUUUUGUUUUGUUUUGUUUGCUUGUUUGUUUGUUGGCGCUGCAUGGCUUGCAAGAUCUUAGUUCCCAGAUCAGGGAUUGAACCUGAGGCCCCGGCAGUGAAAGUGCUGAGUCCUACUCACUGGACCACCAGGGAAGUCCGCGACACAGCUGUUUUGAGCAGCCACUGAGGGCAGGCUUGUGCUGGCUUGUUCUAGGCCCAGAAAGUCAGACAUACCCCAGGGCCUCCCAGACUCUACCUUGGGGCCCUGAAGGCAAGGCAUCGGGGAGGUCCUGGAGGUGGAGGAAGAAUUAAAGGCAAGUCCUAAAGUGGGGCCUUAGACAGGUGAGCUGGAGCUGUGGGCCUCCCAGGAGACAGGUAGAGAGCCUGGCACGUCCUGGUUCUGGUGUGGUGUGGAGUCUCUGACAGAGGAAGGAGACCUUGGGAGGAAACCUGAGGUUUAGAGUUGAAAGGAAGUGACUUGCCCUUUUGUCAGUACAGUCUUGUGCGGGUCCCUUGAAAGUGUGUGGAGGCUGGGAGGGCAUGCCAAGCCCACCUGCAGCCCAUGUAGAGAUGAGUAUUUGGAUAUUCGGGCCCCUGAUUGUCGGAUGUAUCUUCAGAAGAUAUUUCUGCAUCCCCCUUAGCAGGGGGAAACAGGCGUGAGCCUGGGCCGGCUUGGAACCCCUGGGCAGAUCACAGAUGGGGUCUAGGUGCCAGAUGUGCCACUUAAAAAGUUGUCUAAGUCUCCCCAUAGAGAGACAGACCAGAGAGGCCCAAGGAGGGCACCACAGUCUAACUGCCAUCUUUCAUGGGGUCCAGCCACUGCAUGUACUUCCCCAGACUUUUUUUUUUUGGCCACACCGUGUGGCUCAUGGGAUCUUAGUUCCCCAGCCAGGGAUUGAACCCAGAGCCACCGCAGUGAAAGCAACAAAUCCUAACCACUGGACAACCAGGAAACUCCCAUCCCCAGACUUUUUAAAGUUUCCUUCCAGAAGGGGAAGGCAGCAGAGCUGAGCAGGAUAGUCUGGAGCAUGUGCCCCAGGGCCGUCCGCUGCUCUGCCUCAGGCCCCAUCAUAGGAGGCGCCCACCAAAACUGCUUGUACUCUUUGGUCUCGGCGGCAGAAGCGAGAUGACGAAGGGAACGUCAUUGUUUGGAAAAUGUCGGAAUAAGACGCACACGUUGUGCUGCUGCUGUGGCUCUAAGGCCUGCCACCUUCAGAAGUCGACCUGUGGCAAAUGUGACUCCCCUGCCAAGCAAAAGAGAAAGUGUAACUGGAGUGCUAAAGCUAUAAGACAAAAUACCACCGGGACUGGUCGAAUGAGGCACCUAAAAAUUGUAUACCGCAGAUUCAGGCAUGGAUUCCGUGAAGGAAACAACACCUAAACCCAAGAGGGCAGCUGUUGCAGCAUCCAGUUCAUCUUAAGGAUUUCAAUGAUUAGUCGUGUGAUAAAUGUUCUGGUUUAAAAAAACAAAACUGCUUCUAAAUAUUCUUCUGGUAGCAGGGAUCAGGCUGGGCCAGGCAGUGUGCCCCAGGGGUGGCAUCUAGUGUCCAGUCAUGCAUGUGCCUUCUAAAAAUGUAUCCAGGGGACUUCCCUGGUGGCACAGUGGUUAAGAAUCCGCCUGCCAAUGCAGGGGACACGGGUUCGAUCCCUGAGCUGGGAAGAUCCCACAUGCCACGGAGCAAAUAAGCCCAUGCGCCACAACUACUGAGCCUUCGCUCUAGGGCUGGAGAGCCACAACUGCUGAAGCCUGCAUGCCUAGAAGCCCAUGCUCUGCAACAAGAGAAGCCACCGCAAUGAGAAGCCUGCACACCGCAACAAAGAGUAGCCCCACGCUUGCCGCAACUAGAGAAAGCCCGAGCAUAGCAACAAAAGACCGAAUG